AUGAACACCACAAUUAAUGGUAUUGAAGUAAGUGAAGCCAAGUUUUGUUUUAUUAAAAUUCCACAGUAGAAAUACAGUAGAACCAGGCUAACUUCAAGUUAGCUGGGGUUCGACUUUUACAGGGUCGGUCUUGGAUUUCGUUUAUUAUGUUAAUAAGGUAUAGUCGUUUUAUUAUUCAUCAUAUUUGUGAGCCGUUAUGGUGGACUCUGUAAAGAACUUACAAAGUUCGUGCAAUCGUUGCCUAAGUUAACAGUCCCUGCAUCAUACCUACCACUGAUCUGAAAUAAGAAGUGGAUAGCGCAUAUACUGUGCAUAAGUGAAGCCAAUGGCGGCCAUAUUGGAUGCGCCCACCAUUAAUCUAAUCUGGUGUUGUGGACAUGUUUAACUCUUCCCUUAUGUUUCUAGUCACUAGUGGGAAAGGACAAAUAUUGCCUAGAUAAGAAUUUAUCAUCAGUAGCCUCUCUUUUUUCCUAAAUAUGCCGGUGAAUGGGUCAUCAAAGAUGCCGCCAUCAGCCUCAUUAUGUGGUGUAUAAAACGUUCUAAAAGGUUUGCCGAUCCGCGCCAAUGAAAAAUGAAAUUUGUUCGUGUUAGCAAGGAGUUUGAGUUUAAGUGAUUUCGAGUUAACCAAAGUAAAUUACUUAUAAAAAUUGGGUCAAAUCCCGUGGUCGGUUGUUUGAAAGCCGAUCACCUUAACCCUAGGUGAACCUAAAAUUCAAAGCAAAUUUCCUAACAGGGUUGUUUAUAAAUUUGGAAAUAUUUCUUCAGAAAUAUUGUCUGGAACAGUAGGAGUUUUCUUCUCUGAAGUUUGGAAAUAAACAGACGUGCAGAGAUACAUAUAACUAAAACGGCAGGUUAAAUUUCAACCGAGGAUCCAGCUUUGAAUAACCAGCCGCAGGGGAAACUGGAUUUAGUUCGAGUUGAGCGAGUUCAAGUUAGCGAGUUUCUUACUGUAUUCCUAAUGGUAUCGCAUACAACUUUAUAUAACAAUGUAUGUAUCUGUAUUUUCUAGGAGGCAGAUGCUGUUGUGAUUAUCGGAACAAAUCCAAGAUACGAAGCGCCUCUUAUUAACAGCCGAAUACGAAAAGCGUAUGUAAAUAUAUUCUAUCCAUAUAUUUUGCGCGUCUCCAAAUUUGCCUGGCCUUUUUUUUUUCAUUGAAAAUGUCUACUUUGUGUUCAAAGUGUGUACUGAUUUGAAAGACCGUUUCAAAUUAUGUAUUAAAUUUGGGCGCAGAUUUUUCAUUUUAAACUUAACUAUUGGAAUGUUUUGACUAAAAGCAAUGACUUUCUGCCAUCUUGGAUUAAUUCUUAACUUCAUUAACUAUGGUUUUGAUGACGUCAAGUGUGGGAAUAGCCUUGUAACAUCUCCAAGUGACCGAGUAAAGAUCAAAAGUUGUUUAAAAUGCUUCUAUAUUCAAUUCGCAAUAUGAAAUAGUACGAGUUUUUGGCUGAUACUACUAUUUUUCGAAUCGCUAUGGUAAUCGUGUAUAAAGAUUGGAGAAUUAUUGCAACAACGAUUGAGUACCAUAAUUGUUCCUUUCCUCUCUCGCAACCUUUACACAUAUCUGAUGUUUUUAUACUUCUUUCUCUUAGAUGGUUGCAUAAUGAUUUACAAGUGGGUGUACUCGGACCUCAACUAGAUCUUACAUAUACAUACGAGGUAAAGAAACGUUUUGAGUUUGAAUUAUAG
Molecule: messenger RNA, 1687 nt
Organism: Paramuricea clavata
Lineage: Eukaryota; Metazoa; Cnidaria; Anthozoa; Malacalcyonacea; Plexauridae
Source: the annotation of a GenBank genome assembly